AUGCCUUCGCCAGCUCCUGUCAGUGCCAUGAGCGCUGUCGCGGCGCGCAGAGCCCGGCAGCAGCAAGCGCAAGCCACGACGGCGUCGAAGACUACGGCAGACGUCGAAAUCGCGACUGAACCGCCCUCAAAGCGACCACGACGAUCCAUUGAAGGAGCAGAGCCCACCGCCAAUGGCGGGGAGUCGAAAGGGCCCCGCACGAGAUCGUCGAAGGUGCAAGAGGAAUCAUCGCCUCCAGUGACAAGGGCCGCACAGCAAAAGCAAGCCUCGAGAUCCGAUCAAUUGGGCUCGCAGCCCCAUGAUGUGGUGGGAAAUCAUGAGGAGUCAGACCAGGAAGGGGACGAAGAGGAGAUGACGGAGAACGAAGUCGCGUCAGUUAUUGGCGACGCUGAUGGUUAUGAGUCGCCGGCCGAUACUCCAGCCGAGCUUCAAAACUUUCCUCUGUCCAAGGCGCGGCUGAAUAAGAACAACAUACUAUAUGGAGACGAGGAUGCCUUGUGUGUCCGCAUCAAGGAGAAAAUGAACCUGGCUUUGUUGGGACAGUAUGACCUAUGGGUCAAAAGAGGAGUUGUCAGCCUCAUGGGGGCCAAGUUACAUCCUUCGUCCCGAGUGUAUAGGGUGUAUGCCCCCUCAACUCACUCAUUGCCAGUCAUUAAAUGCGUCUCUGGCGUGGAUGGUGAGGCAGAGGUCGAGAUCAAAUCUUGCAAGAGCGGCCUUUCACGUCUGCGAGAUAUUUCACCUCUAUACCAAAGAAUUUGGAACGGAGAAAACACCGCCGCAGAUAAAAUUACCCUGAAAGGUGGUCUUAAAGAUUCCCGGCGGACUUUUUCAGUGCUGUAUACAUCAGCGGAUGACUCUCUGAAACGGCAUCUGCGACCCCUUCAUCUCGACAAAAAGUGGAGCGCAUCGAUGAAAGGGCUCUCCCAACGACAUGGCCGCCUCCGAGUUCUAAUCUGCGGUCCAAAGGCCUCCGGCAAAUCAACUUUCUGUCGCUAUCUGCUGAACCACGUCCUCAGUCCUGCUCCCGACGCAGACAAUGGAUAUACGAAUACUGAUGGCGUUGCAUUCCUUGAUCUGGACCCAGGGCAGCCCGAGUUUGCACCGAUGGGGCAGGUCUACCUCGCACACCUACGCGCCCCUUUCUUUGGUCCUCCAUUCACCCACCCAUCCUUAGAUGAUGUCCGUGAUGGCCAGAUCUUGCGAGCUCAUUACAUUGGAGCAACGUCUCCGAAAGAAGACCCUGACCAUUAUGCCCUGGCUACAAUGGAUCUGAUGGAACAGUAUCGAUCAUUGUUAGCGAGGCAUCCCCAAUGCCCGUUGAUUGUCAACUACCCCGGGUGGAUUUUUGGCCAGGGCUUAGAAGUGGCAACAUGGCUGAUCAAGUCUCUCGGUCUAUCCGAUGUCGUGUACAUGAGUGAGAAGGGUCCUGCGGAAGUUGUGGAGCCUCUCAACAUGGCUGCCAAUGAGGCUCGGGUCCCGAUGACUAUCUUGCCAUCUCAACCCACUGAUUUCGUCAGCCGGUCGAGCGCCCAGUUGCGCUCAAUGCAGAUACAAUCUUACUUUCACUUGGCCCAUCCUAGUGGCCUUGUCAAUCCGCUUUGGUCAGAAGCACCACUCUCCCGCACAAGGCCCAUUGCUGUGGAUUAUACGGGCAGCAAGCAGGGCAUCCUGGGUAUCAUGGUCAUGGGGUCCCAGAUUAGCCCCGAGAUGCUGCGAGAGGUGCUUGAGGGAGCUAUCGUCGGCGUUGUCGCGAUCGAAUCUCCAAAUGCAAUAAUGGGUGCUGCCUCUCAGGCAUCGGAACAACGACCGGUGGAGGACGAUGAAGAGAACGAGUCUGAUACCGAUGAAUAUGGAGAUAUAGAUUCAAGUGAACUACGGGUGGAUCGCGCUGCUUCUGGGUCUUUGGCCAACGCGGUCGUCCGAACCCCUGAGGAUCUUCCCUACCUUUUCAUUGGGUCUGGAACAUCCAUUCCCCUGGAUCCCAAGGCCUCCAACUGCCUUGGCCUGGCGUUGAUUCGGUCGGUCAAUGCCGAGUCGUGUCAAUUGGAGCUCUCCACGCCCAUCCCUUCGUCACACCUGCGUGACGCUAUUGAGCAAGGGCACGAACUCGUACUGGUCCGCGGUCAGCUGGAUAAUCCGAACUGGGUUAUCAGCGAAGAAUAUCACGCUGCACGAGCUGCGGAGAGGCGUUAUCAGCAGACGAUUGCGCGAGGGAAGAAAGACAACGACUUUGUCGAUGACCAGGACAAACAGAACGAGACACUUAUGCUGCUGCGUGAGAGGAUUCGCCGUGCAAGCAACGUGCCAUGGAUGACUGUAGUAGAAGACAAUAGCCGGCGUCAUCGUGAGGCCGCAGCGCGGCGUGAGAAGUCGCUGUGGAAGCUCAGAAAGAAGGCGUACCCCGGCAGUGAGAGCGAGACCGACUGGUAA
Molecule: messenger RNA, 2430 nt
Organism: Penicillium canariense
Lineage: Eukaryota; Fungi; Ascomycota; Eurotiomycetes; Eurotiales; Aspergillaceae
Gene: grc3
Exons: 3
Coding region: 1-2430 (809 amino acids)
Biological process (GO): cleavage in ITS2 between 5.8S rRNA and LSU-rRNA of tricistronic rRNA transcript (SSU-rRNA, 5.8S rRNA, LSU-rRNA)
Cellular component (GO): nucleus
Molecular function (GO): polynucleotide 5'-hydroxyl-kinase activity
Source: RefSeq, a predicted model, not a curated record